Fragaria vesca subsp. vesca is the source of this 810-nucleotide messenger RNA. Its product is annotated as 17.4 kDa class III heat shock protein-like. Gene Ontology annotation, biological process: protein folding; response to hydrogen peroxide; response to salt stress. The transcript is spliced from 2 exons. The coding region runs from base 93 to 542 and encodes 149 amino acids. The record is from RefSeq and is a predicted model, not a curated record. NCBI's taxonomy places the organism in Eukaryota, Viridiplantae, Streptophyta, Magnoliopsida, Rosales, Rosaceae.
UUUUCUCCCCAGGAACAACACAAACCAUCGAUUGCAGCAUCACACACACACACUGAUAGUCUGCGCUUGGAAAGUGAGCCACCUGCCCAACUAUGGACUUGGAAGCAGUAGUGAGCCACCUGCUCAAUAUUCCGGAGACCAUCCCCACCUACGUGCAUCCUUCUCGGGCUGCUCAUGGAACCAAAGAGAACCAAGGUGCCUCCACCAUUCCGGUCGACAUAUUGGACUCUGCCAAGGACUACACCUUUUACUUGGACGUUCCUGGCUUGUCCAAGUCUGAUAUUCAGGUAACCGUUGAAGAUGAGAACAAUCUGGUGAUUCGGAGCAACGGGAAAAGGAAGCGCGAAGAUGGAGAGGAGGAAGGAUGCAAGUAUAUUAGGCUCGAGAGGAAGGCACCACAGAAGAUGCUGAGGAAGUUUCGAUUGCCUGAGAAUGCGAAUGUUGGAGCCAUCUCUGCCAAAUGCGAAAACGGAGUUCUGACUGUGGUUGUUCAGAAGCAUCCACCUUCCAAGCCCAAAACGGUUGCAGUUAACAUCUCUUGAAGCGAUUAGGGCCGGGAUGAUGUGCGAAGGUGAAGCUAGGCUGGGAAUUUGAUGGAUUUGUAGGCCUCUGUUUUUGUGUUGGAAGUCGUAACCAGCAUGUAGAUAGAUUAGUCUUUCCAGGCUUAGGCGCACUUCUCUGUUUCGAAUUUUUAUUAACGGCUGUGUUGUAUGCAACUAAAAUUUGCCAAAGAGCGUGUGUUUGAAUGAAUGAAUGCUUAGUGUUUGUGUUUAUUUCUCAUACUUCUUUCAUUGAAAAUAUUGAUGGUAC